Messenger RNA from Penicillium diatomitis, 2307 nucleotides. RefSeq lists its product as uncharacterized. The transcript has a single exon. The coding region runs from base 1 to 2307 and encodes 768 amino acids. Lineage: Eukaryota; Fungi; Ascomycota; Eurotiomycetes; Eurotiales; Aspergillaceae. The record is from RefSeq and is a predicted model, not a curated record.
AUGAUCCCAAAAAUUCGGCCUGAUGUGCCAUCGAGCUCCGAUGAAGAUUUACCCCAAAACAAGACAACACUCGACCGCACCGAGGGCCAACACCACGCGAACCACAUUCAACUCAAUGAAGCUAUUCUUUCAUCGAGGAGGGAACCUGAAGGGGGAAUGCGCGAAAGAGGUGCGGAUGAGGCAGCCUAUGAUUCGGAGGCUGAUCUUCUACAUCACAAUAUAAGAUCGAUGAGCGAUGAUUCGGAUUCUAUAGCCAAUGAACCAAGCGAAUAUGACACGGCACAGUCUGAUCUUCCCUCUACAUCGACCCAUCGUGAACCACACUCUAUUGACAACACAACCCUUAAUGUCAGACGAGUGACAUCCAGGCGCAGCAAGUCCAGUGCCGACCUUAUGACGGCCCUCAAUUUCCACUUCUCCGAUAGUGAAGGCGAGAGAGAGGAUGACUUCGCGUCGUUUGGCUCUGAUAGCGAGACAAUUCGCGCUAAACAAUUAGAAGCUGAUGGGCUUGUCGACGUAGAAGUCGGCGAACCUCUAAACAACCCUCAGGAGCAGCGGUUACCCGCUUUUCACGAACUCACUGUUAUUGGUCCUUUCAUAGAGUCAAAAUUUGGGGCAUAUGCCGCUGAUCACGGUAGUAGACAGCCAGAACGGGAGCCAAGUGACCAACCCCCAGUUCAUGAUUUACCCGGACAGCGGGUGAAUCGACAGGAAUCGCAUGCGACGGCGAGCCUGAUAUCGCCAGAGGCCUCGAGGUGCCCUCACCCAGAGCCAGGCAAACAAGUGUCACCUCCGCAGGGACGGCAGAGCCCGAUACCCGACGGUCCAGAGCUGGAAAUUCAAGACCUGAAGGCUCAAGUGCCAGAUGCGAAGGAGAGCAGCACUGGAAAAUUCAGCCCCACGGCGUCUGCUGCACCAGGUCUAGAAUUGCAGAAAACUGAAUAUCAGGAGGCUGACCCCACAGGACCAGAAGACUCAGGUCUAGGUCCAGGAUACGAGGAAUCCAAAAUUCCACAUUCUGGUUUUUGGGAGUCAGAUUCUCAAGAACAGGGCUCGCCGGCUCUUCAGUCUCCAGAGCCGAAUGUUCCAAUGCAAGACGCGGAAGGACCAGGAUCACCCGAGCCGGAACACUCGCAAAUUGAAAGAUCAGAGUCGAUUUCUCCAUUGGCUGCGUCUGCCGAGUCUGACGCCUUAAAAUCAGAAUCUUCGGAUUUCGAGUAUAAGGAAGGGGAGUUUUCUGAGCCGGAUCGCCGCGGUCGAGAUUCUCCCAGUCCUGUUCACCAAGAAACCAAUCGUCAGGGGGUCGAGGUCCCCGAGGGUGAUUCUUAUGCACGCAACGCCAACGAGUCGAAUUCUCACAAGGCUGAAGUGCGCAAGCUCCGAAGCUGGCUUGCAGAGCAGAUCGAAUCCUCCCCUCAGGGUGUGCUCUGGGAGAAACUUCGAAACACUCGGCGAGCUCUACGGAGAGUCGCCCGUUACCCCAUGCCUGAGUGUUUCACGGGGGCCGACAUUCUGAUCACAGAAAUGCGACAGCUUUAUUAUGAGAUUGUCAAUGAUGCCAAAUUGCCCACGCUUACACAGGCAAAACUGCUCAAUCUCUGUCAUGCCAUUCGUACCGAAGCACGACGCGUGUUCGUGUAUGCUGCUGAAGAGGUCCCUGACACUGGCGAAGGUGCUAUGCUGCUCAUUCAGUUUGAAGCCCACGUAGUGCGCCGACUCAUUACGAUAGUGGAAUUCGGCUACAAGUCAUACGUGGUGUGUGGUCAUCGAGCAGAAAGACAAUUUCGGGCUGUCUUGGAUCUACUGAGCUGGUGCAGCAAGCAGAUCUGCAACUAUGCUGACACCGGCUAUCUCCAAAAGACGAGGGCAACUUCCAGGCCGCUACUCCUGUCAUUGUCGCGUCUGAUCAAAUGUGUCGAAAACGGAGAGAUAGCCCGCUCUCUGGAGACCAGUCGGAGUGCAGGUAUUGGUCAGCCUCGACGUACCAGCCAGGCGAGCAUAUUACACUCGCAGGACGGGAGCACUGUCUUUCCGGAAUGGUCGCAAGUGACUCAGCACAAUUUACCUCCCUCUGGAUGCAGCUGGUCUUUGGAUGAGGAAGACGCAGUGCACGAGGGCGUGGAUCGUUUUUCAGGUCAGUCCUCAUCCCUUUGCCUGGGUCUCAACGUUUUGACUGAUCAACAAGUGGGUUUAGGUAACUAUGAGGACAGGAUCGAUCUUAUCCUUUCCAUCAUUACUCAUUUCGGUGAUCGAUUAAGACGACAUACUUAUCAAGAAAUCGAAGCCAAAAUGGAUGAGUUUUGUUGA